Messenger RNA from Daucus carota subsp. sativus, 1973 nucleotides. Its product is annotated as cytokinin dehydrogenase 3. Gene Ontology annotation, biological process: cytokinin metabolic process. Bases 226 to 1821 code for a protein of 531 amino acids. NCBI's taxonomy places the organism in Eukaryota, Viridiplantae, Streptophyta, Magnoliopsida, Apiales, Apiaceae. Gene Ontology annotation, molecular function: FAD binding; cytokinin dehydrogenase activity. The transcript is spliced from 5 exons. The record is from RefSeq and is a predicted model, not a curated record.
AUCCUUCAUCCCUCUGUCCUCCACCUUCCAACCUUCAUUUUUCACUAUAAAUACAAAGAGUUUUUUCUUGCCACCUUCAUUCCCAUCUCUCUCUCCCCCCCCCCCCUCUCUCUCUCUCUCCCCCCCUCUCCCUCACCCUCUCAUCUCUCUCUCCCUCUCCCUCUCUCUCUCUCCCUCCCUCCCUCCCUCUCUCUCUCUCUCUCUCAUCUCUCUCUCCCUCCGUAUAUGAUUAUGUCUAAGAAUAUUUCUGGUCGAGUAUAUAUUAUAAUGUCAUUCCUCAUAUCUAGUUUAAUAUCGGUUCUAGGGAGGUACUUGAACCCACUGAUUAGUAUAAAAUCUAGCUCAUCAAUUCCUAAUCACGGAACUCUCUCAGUUAAACUCGCACCUAAGCUUCACUUCACUUCUGACGCCAUCAAGAUGGCCUCCACCGACUUCGGCAAAAUAAUAACCUCAAAUAUCCCAUCAGCAGUCCUCUUCCCUUCCCACAUUGACGACAUAAAAAACCUAAUAACUCUCUCAUACAACUCAACCACUCCUUUCCCCAUCGCGGCAAGAGGCCACGGCCAUUCCGUGAGAGGACAAGCCACCGCCCGUGACGGAGUUGUGGUGGAUAUGAAAUCUUUGAGUAAUAGUCACGUGGGAACUAGGGUUUCCUGGACUUCGUCAUUAGGGUACUACGCUGACGUCGGAGGCGAGCAGCUCUGGAUCGAUGUUCUAUGUGCCACACUUGAGCAUGGCCUUGCUCCGGUGUCAUGGACUGAUUAUCUGUAUCUAACUGUUGGUGGUACUCUCUCUAAUGCCGGAAUGAGCGGCCAGGCGUUCUAUUAUGGGCCUCAGAUCAGCAACGUCCUUGAAUUGGGCGUCAUAACCGGAAAAGGCGAGUUCUUUACAUGCUCAAAGCACACAAACAGUGAGCUAUUCUAUGCAGUUCUAGGAGGUCUUGGUCAGUUCGGGAUUAUAACCCGAGCGAGAAUCGUACUCGACAAGGCACCCAAACGAGUAAAAUGGGUGCGCAUGCUUUACCAUGAUUUCUCCGCUUUUACGAGAGAUCAAGAGCACUUGAUUUCGAUUACGGGGCUGGACUACGUAGAAGGUCAUUUACUGAUGAACCAGAGUUCUGCAAAUAAUUGGAGAUCUUCUUUCUUCUCGCCUAAUGAUGUAUCCAACAUAGCUUCUCUAAUCACUCAGCAUAAGAUCAUCUACUGCUUAGAAGUCGUCAAGUAUUACGAUGAUUUCACAACGCACACUAUAGACAAGGAGCUAAAAGUUUUGCUUGAGGGGUUAAGCUUUAAUCCAGGUUUCGUGUUCGAGAAAGAUGUUACAUUCAUGGAUUUUCUCAACAGAGUCCGAAGCGGAGAGCUGCAGCUUCAGUCUCAGGGACUAUGGGAUGUUCCUCAUCCAUGGCUAAAUCUCUUCGUGCCAAAAUCCCGAAUUUUCGACUUCCAUCAAGGUGUUAUUGUAAACAUGAUCCAUGCGCGAAACAUAACUAGAGGACUUGUUCUUCUCUACCCAACCAACCGAAAAAGGUGGGAUGAUAGAAUGUCUGCAGUCACACCAGAUGAAGAUAUAUUUUAUUCGGUAGGAUUAUUAUGUUCCGGUGACAACGAUAAUUGGAAGGCCAUGGAUGAACAAAACAAAGAUAUACUGGAGUUCUGUGAGAAAGCGGGGAUCAGAUUUAAGCAGUAUCUUCCGCAUUACACAACCAGAGAAGAGUGGAUCGAUCAUUUCGGAGAGAAGUGGAGUAUUUUUCAGGAGAGGAAGACUAUGUUUGAUCCGAAGAUGAUACUGUCUCCUGGGCAAAGAAUUUUCCAUCAUGUUUAGAGCAUUAUGUCCCACACGUACUACGUAUUUAGAUAACUUAGGUGAAUACGUAUUUUCCAUCCGAAGAUGAAUUAUGUUUUAGCACAGUGGUACUAUCAUUUAGUAGUAGUACUAGUUUGAUACAAAGUUAAUUUUAGUGUCUCUGUUAUGAC